GAUACGUACCCACCUCGCUACCUCCCCCCAGAGCACCAAGCUCUAGCUCCAUCGCCUGUUCGUCAGCUUUCCCCAGGUUCGGAGGUGGGUGGUAGGGACACGAGAGACCGACCACCUUGAAUCCUUGGAUUGGGAUUGGCGUGGUGCUGGUGGCCAGACUGGCAGACCCCGAACCUGUCAUGUAGCAAGCCAAAUAUCAUCUCCCCCCUUGUGUCACAUUCAUCUUGACACACACACACACACACACCUCCUGCACCUCCUGAAGCUCUCCCUCUCUCUUUCCCUCCUCCUCUCCUAGUCACCCUCCUCUAACCACAAGAAAGUGCGGGGGAAUCUGCAAAGAAACAGAGACGCACACGCACACGCCACGCCCGACCUCCUUCUUCCCUUUAGCCAAUUACAACCAUCCCAUUUGCCUAGUCUCUCACCCAAAGCACGGGCACGACCACCAAAAGCACCUUUCCUGCCUGACGGCUACCACUGACUGCCACCACCCAAGACCAGACCAGACCAAGCCAGACCGGCGUACCAAGCGUCGACCACCACCACCACCACUGCUGCUGCACGUCGACUUGCUUCCCAUUCUGUGAUAAACCCCUGCUCUCGGGUGCCUCCUGCUUCUUGUCGAUCGAGACGUAUCGAAUCCGCUCUCCUCCCUCCUUCACAAUCUUCGUACCAGAGGCUUGUUCUUGCAAAACAAAGAGCACGUUUGUCACAUUUGCUUGAGCCGACAACGUAACCUACACCUCGCUCGUCUAGCAGAAGAGACACCUCUCGGUCAACCCCUACCACUUCUACUGCCUUUCUCUCUAUCUCUCUCUCUUUCUCUACGUACAACACCCCAAACAUCCUCCAAAGAUGCUGAGCCAACGAUUGGUGCGAGUAGCCGGCGCGGCGACCCCGCGUUCCGCGCUGCGAGCAUUCAGCUCGACGAGCCAGCAGCUCAAGGUGCCCUCCAUGGCCGACGUCACCCCCGCACCCCAGAGCGUCGCGUCCUUCAACGAGAAAUCCAAGCAGUUCCGAGAGCAGUUGGCCGAGCAGCAGAAGCAGCGGGAAGCAAGUGCGUAUACUCGAUCCUCCUCCUCUUCCACAGCCUCCUUCCCCUCUGAGUCCGCCCAGGGCUUGGGCUCAUCCGUGAGUGCUACUUCAGGACAGAAGGCCGAGGCCUCCCAGGAGCCCCCGCGCAAGGCCGGCCCCCUGACCAACCUCAUCUACGGCACCAAGGAGGGCCGCGAACUCGACGCCCAGCUCGAGGCCAGCUUCAGUCAGGUCCUCGCCCGGGGCAAGUACGUCCACUCCAUUGUUCACCAUGAGGUCAAGCCCGACAAGGUCGAGGAGUACACCAAGCUCGUCGGUAGCUGGUACCCUCGCAUGGCCUCCAUGCCCGAGAAUAAGGUCAAUCUGGUUGGAAGUUGGAGAACCGAGGUUGGAGACUGCGACACUUUUGUCCACAUCUGGGAGUACCAGCGCUACCAGGGUUACCAUGAGUCCAUCCACAACAUUGGCUCGCACCCCGAGUUCGCCGAGUUCGAUAGGAAGCUUAAGAGCCUCAUCACGUCCAAAAAGACGUCCCUGAUGCAGGAGUUCUCCUUCUGGCCCACCACGCCGCCCCGCCAGCUCGGCGGGGUCUUUGAGCUGCGAUCCUACACUCUACACCCGGGCAACCUUCUCGAGUGGGAGACCCACUGGAGACGCGGCCUCAAGGCGAGGCGCGAGGUCAUGGAGGGCGUCGGCGCGUGGUUCGUGCAGAUAGGAGACCUCAACACCGUCCACCACCUGUGGCAGUUCGCCAACCUCGAGGAGCGCAAGAUCCGCCGCGAGAAGAGCUGGAGCGUCGAGGGCUGGAGCGAGACGGUGCACAAGACGGUGCCGCUGAUCCAGACGAUGAAGUCGAGAAUCCUGAUCCCCAUGCCCUGGUCUCCCGUGGCGUGAGGCGGGACGGAGGCUGCCUUGGCUCUCUGAUUACUCGACCAUCGCAUUGGCAUGUGUAGCGUCGCCUACAUCACACACACACACACACACAAACACACAACACAAACACACAGGCAGACCACCUUCCGUUUGCCGAGGCUCACAUGGUCAACCACCUUAUUGCACUAAAGACAACCGAUCACCAGGAGGGGAGGGGACCUUUGCUGGCUCGGUUCGUGCCUGCUUUGCCAAGGCACCUGAGAGGAACGUUCUUCAUGGGCCGAGGGCUUGGCGGUUCGGUCAGAAGACAGAUGGGCUUUUUCCUAUUUUGCUCAUGAACUUCUUUUUUUAGGGUUACACUCUGGCUGGUGGCAACGUGUGUAUGUGUAGAGAUUUCUGGUCAAACAAAAGAACCAGCACAUAGGAAUUUGAAAACAGUAACCU
Messenger RNA from Colletotrichum destructivum, 2355 nucleotides. RefSeq lists its product as uncharacterized. Bases 859 to 1932 code for a protein of 357 amino acids. The record is from RefSeq and is a predicted model, not a curated record. Gene Ontology annotation, cellular component: mitochondrion. Lineage: Eukaryota; Fungi; Ascomycota; Sordariomycetes; Glomerellales; Glomerellaceae. The transcript is spliced from 2 exons.